AUGUAUAGACCAUAUUACAAUCGACCCCAUCACAGGACCUAUUCGAUGGGACCCUAUGAAGAAAGGCAAGUACAUGAUUCACAGAGGAGGUUGAACUCACUUUUCCAGUCACGGAUAAGUCCCAGGAUGGAGAGGAUUAUGAAUCAUCAUUAUCGGUUCACCAGACCUUGGAGCCCUUAUGACCGAUGGGAAAACCAAGCCUUGCCAAGUCUCUUACCAUCUUCUGGGAAUUUAACUCAUUCAGUUUACCCUGACCCUUCACCAGAUUACCAUAGUAUUGAAACUGCUCUGGCAGAAGAGCAGGAGGAACAAGGCGAAGUGGAGGACUAUCCAGAUGCAUACCUGAAUGAUUCUGCUGUAUCAGGAAGUUAUUACUAUACAAAGGACCACCCAUCAGAUCCCAGAAAUGAUAGUGGUUUUGGAUCUACUUCUGAUACUCCUACAUCUCUCCCCAGAGGCCGGAAUUAUACUCCUUUAGCCAGUGCAGGGAAUGGUAACCCACCAAUAAAAAACUGCACAGCUGCGUCCAAUUCCAAAGAUUUCAUUCCCCUUUCCAGCUCGGCAGCUGCUGAGGAUGAAGGUGAAGAUGGUGACAGUGAUGACGAGGAUACAGGUAUAGGUCAGUUGUUUACAGAGGACUCUGCAUCAAGUGCUGGACCCAGCGAAAAUCAUCCUACAGACACAUCAAACAAGCCUUCAGUCAUGUAUGCCAACGAUCCAAAUGCUUAUGAUGUGAAAAUUCAGAAGCGAUUUUUUAAGUGUGAUUUAUGUGACUUCAAGGUACCUAACUCCGGAUUAAUGCAGAAACACUUUCGAAAUUCUCUACACACUAGUGCUGCAGAGAUAAUGGGAUCUCAGGUAGAAGAAACUUUUCAUUGCAAGUCCAUCAUAGAUCCAGCGGCAGUGCAUAUGCAUGCAAAAGAUAGAACCGGUGUGUCUGAUUUAGCUAUCAUGUGUCCUAUAUGCUUUAAGUACUUUUCCACAAUGUACCUGUGUGCCAAACAUGCAGUACAGGAGCAUGGUGAAAAUGUUUAUGGUGUAGGAAAAGUUACUGGGCAACAUUCAACCUACAUACCAAUGAAUUUACAAUGCCUUUGCAAUGAGCAGUUUAUUAAUGACUCAACACUUAUAAAACACAUGAAUACAUGUAAGCAUUUCCAAACUGCACCACAAGCCAACAUUUCUUUUCUCCAUGUGUGUCCAUUUUGCUUUCAGAUAUUUAUUGAUUUCAAUUCAUUACGAUCUCACAUUCGGAGUGAAGGAAAGAAACACAAAGUACCCCAGAUUAUCGAGAUCAGCACUAUCCAUGUGGAGCAUCCUACCAUCAAAAAACCAAUGCUGCCCUACGCUUGUGGUCCCUUGUUACAAGACACCUCAGAAACACGAGUGAUUUAUCCCCACGACAAGAAGAAAGCUAUGAAGGCCUGGAGAAAAAACAAAAAUGUCACACUGGGUGCCUACCAUAAGAUGAACUCAUGUAAAAAAGCAAAACUGCAGUGAAUCAUGAAUCCCUGCUGUAAAAAAAAUGGUUGAGUGGCAGAAGUAAGGAUGAUAGUUUUGUCUUGUUUCUUUGAGUUCUCCCGAACUGAAAUGGUAUUUGCAAGAAGUGGCAUACUUCCUUUGUGAAACAGAAGUCACUGUGUUCUAGAUUCCUAUGGAGCUGUCAAUUUUUACAGAGAAUUUUAUUCAUACAAAUGAAAUUUUAUGAAUAGUUGUUUAGCUUCAUCUGUAUUCAUUAUGAAAGAUUCCAAUAGAUUACAGCCAAUGUACAUUACACAUUCAGAUUUAAAUUCCAGUAUCCUAGUGUGAAACAUCACUGUCACUUAUAUAAUUAUAUAUAGUUACUUUAACACUACAGCUUGGAAUAUUUUUUUAAUAAAAUUUUGUUAAAUUAAUUUUAGAAUCAUUUACCAACAGUAAGUCUAGGUGCUUAAAGCUGAUUCUCAUGUUUGAACAAUUCUGACAUGCUUCAAUUACAUGUACGAGAAUGAGUUGUCUGUACAUUGAAUAUACAAAUGAAAGGUUAUUCCAUUGUGUAUGUAUCAUAUCUAUUCAUUAUCAAUUUUCUUCUUAGAUAUUGUCUUGUUUUUAUCAUCUAUGAACAAAACUUUUUCACAUCUUUAUAUAGAAUUACUGUACUUUUUCUCCUUUUCAGUGUUUUAACCAAUAUCACCACUCAUGACCACUGUGUUAAUUUUAAACCAUUAUAUUUUUCGUGAAUAUCCCUCAGUAAUAUGUCAGUAUAGCAAAACAAAUAAAAAAUACUGGGUAUAUUGAAAAUAUUGCCGUACAAACAUGACAUGAUUGCUAUAUGUAUAAUGCUUGAAAUCAAUCUACUUUCAAAUUUUUGAUGCAUUCUCGAUGUAAAUUAAGUAAAAUUUUGUAAAUAGAGAGAGCAUAAAACAAUUUAUUUUAAUAUUAAUCAAACUUAUAUUUCUUUAUUUCCCUUCAAUUUGCAAAUAAAUUGAUAAGAAUUAGUGAUGAAUAAUGAGUAUUGUACAAAUAUUGCAUAGAUAGCACAAGCUUCAUGAGAGAUGUUAUUUUACAAAAAUAAAUUGGAUGUAUGCAUAAUCUUACAACUACAUGUAUCUUAUUUUGCAUGUUUUGUUCUAUAUUAUAUUACCAUAAAACACAGAUCAUUUGAGUUUUUCUAUAAGAUAAUAAUAGCUCAGUUUUUGUAAGGCCAAGAUUAAUAAAUAGUGUGUUUCCUAUUCCAUCCUGAGAAAAAAUAGGAUAGUUAGGUGGGAAAUCAUUUUAUUUUAUUAUAACAUUUUAUUGGCAAGCACGCUGCCAUUUUC
Saccostrea cuccullata (small rock oyster) is the source of this 2798-nucleotide messenger RNA. Its product is annotated as zinc finger and BTB domain-containing protein 17-like. Lineage: Eukaryota; Metazoa; Mollusca; Bivalvia; Ostreida; Ostreidae. The transcript has 2 exons. Gene Ontology annotation, cellular component: nucleus. Gene Ontology annotation, biological process: regulation of gene expression. The record is from RefSeq and is a predicted model, not a curated record. Bases 1 to 1500 code for a protein of 499 amino acids.